AUGGGUCCGAAGGACUUCUCAGGGACUAUUGAUCCUAUGGUGGCAGAGAACUGGAUCAAGUCCAUCGAGGUCAUUUUCCGAUUCAUGGCAUUGGAAGAUGCUGAUAUGGUAAGGUGUGCUACUUAUCUUUUGAAGGAUGAUGCUUUGUUAUGGUGGGAAGGAGCAUCCCUAUCCGUCGAUCUAAAUACACUUUCUUGGGAGGGCUUCAAGGAGGUGUUCUACUCUAAAUACUUCACCGAGGAUAUACGCUCAAAGUUGACUCGGGAAUUCAUGACGUUAAGGCAGGGCGACCGUUCCGUUGCUGAGUUUGUCCGAGAGUUUGAUCGGGGGUGUCACUUUGUACCCUUGAUAGCUAAUAAUCCUAAAGAGAAACUGAGGCACUUCAUUGAUGGUUUGCGGCCUAUCUUGCGUCGUGAUGUAAGGGUGGCUGACCCUAAGGAGUUUGCAGAGGCUGUGACCAGGGCCUUGAGGGCAGAGCAGGAUCAGAGGGAUAUUGAAGUUGAUAGGCAGGGCAAAGGGCCAUAUAUGGUGCCUCACCAACAACCUUAA
Messenger RNA from Zingiber officinale, 549 nucleotides. RefSeq lists its product as uncharacterized. The transcript has a single exon. The coding region runs from base 1 to 549 and encodes 182 amino acids. The record is from RefSeq and is a predicted model, not a curated record. NCBI's taxonomy places the organism in Eukaryota, Viridiplantae, Streptophyta, Magnoliopsida, Zingiberales, Zingiberaceae.